AUGUUGUAGCAUCUACGAACAAGGUAAAUUGAAUACUCGAUUCAUACUUGUAUAAAGAACCUAAUACGUACGGAAUCUGUAAAACCACUAGAUCCCUCUAACUAAAAAAUUGGAGUGAAUAGGAUUUAAUUAGUCGACAAAUGUUUAUACAGUGAACUACUACAACACACACACACAUUGCCAUACUUGACUUGAAUAAGUGUGUUUAGCAAAACGUUCCACGUCAAGAAAAUCAAUUUUAAAAAACACUAAACAGACGAUGCUUAGCAUUCAAAUGAAAAACAUUUAUAGACAUUAACUACACUACCCAUCACCUUGUUAGCGGGAUAUAGACUGGAUUAAAGCAUGCUCAAUGCAUGAUUGCUUUGGUGCACGCUGAUUGGCUAAUUCUUAUCCAAUCAGCACUAGUCGAUAGUUGGAGAACACUCUGGAAUCUUCUUAUGUAAAAACUAUAAAUAUACUGACAUUUUCUCUAUUGUGCUUCUGACUUGCUUCUUACUUCCAUCUAAUCUUGUUAUUUGGAAUAUAAUCUCUUUCCUGUUCAACCGUGUUUUGAUUUGGGGACUUGUCGAGUGAAUCGGUGUCCGAGAAUACUAAGCAAUAGGAAUAGCUGGGUCAUAACCGUAAGAAGAAAGAGAGUUAUAACAGUGGCGACGGGGAAAAAGGAAAACAAAUUCAAGAUGCCCAUAUCAGAUGACCAGCUUAACCGAAUACUACAACAACAGCAAGCACAACUUGAUGCACAAAUGCGGUUGUUGGAGACUCUGACUCAACAGCUCAACAUCCACAGCUCGCGUUCACAUGCUAUUUCAAGCACGCCUUGUGAUGCAGUUGCUAGCAGCAUCUCAGAAUUCAUCUAUGAUCCCGAAAGUGGAAAUACUUUUCUCACGUGGUUCAAACGUUGGGAAGAUACAUUUAGAACAGAAUUCUGUAACCAAGACGAUGCGUGGAAGACCCGAUUGUUGGUACGUAAGUUGGGAAGCAGUGAACAUGCACGUUUUGCUGACCAUAUAUUGCCAAAGUUACCUCGAGAGCUCAGUUUCGAGGAGACGGUAUUUCAGUUGUCAGAGAUAUUCGGCGAGUCAUCCUCGUUGUUUAGUAUUCGAUAUCGGUGUCUAAAUUUGGUGAAACGCGAAGCUGAUGAGUAUGGUGUUCUAGCAGACAUUGUCAACAGAGAAUGUGAACGUUUCAAGUUACGCUCGUUGACUGAUGACCAAUUUAAAUGCUUAAUAUUCAUCAAAGCUCUUCAGUCACCACAAGAUGCUGAGAUCAGGACGAGACUUUUAGCUCGACUGGAUCAAGACCCAAACGUCACACUCAGAACAUUGACAGAUGAGUGUAAGCGUCUACAAAGCAUAAACGUCCUCGACAUGUGAAAUCAGCCGAGUCUAAAUCUCUUUCUCUGGUAGCUGCCUUUCAAACAAACUAUGACAUUCAGAGAAAGUAUGUUACCAUCCAGAUAAACGGCAUAUCAGCUCGUCUUCAAAUUGACACGGCAUCAGAUAUCACGUUAGUGUCUAGAGAAACGUAUAACUUGCUGGGUAAACCGCCAAUGAAGCCAUCUAAGAAAAGGGCUAAAAACGCAUCAGGUGGUGUGCUAAAACUGGUUGGUGAAUUACAGUGUGAAUUUUCCUUCAAUGGAACUAACUGUACAGGAAUAUGUUACCUAACAGAACGGCCGAACCUUGAUCUUCUUGGUCUAGAUAUGUUAGACAAACUUGGAAUAAUGGAUGUACCAAUUAACAGUGUCUGUAACGUAUCGUGUUCAUCAUUGGACACCCCAGUACUUCCAAAGAAGACAGGUGAAAGGUUACUAGGAAAACUGAAAAGAAAGAUACGAACACAUUCCGAUGUCAUCCGUCCUACGCCAGCUAUUGAACCCCAACGAAACCUAUCGAUGGAGAAUCAGUCCAACCGACAUCAUGGGGCACAAAGACGAUUGUUCACGGUGGGACAAAAAGUGCUUGCUAUGGACUAUCGUGGGAAACAUCCUACAUGGACAGCUGGUCGGAUCUUGAAAAAGAAGGGGAGUGUGGUUUACGAGGUGUCAGUUGGCUCGGAAGUUUGGGUACGUCAUGCUAACCAAUUGAAAGCAACUUCGAUAGCCAGCAACAAGAUUCAAUAUCGAUUACCUCUUGAUGUUCUGCUAGACACCUUUGAAAUCAAAACGCCGGGAAUAGACACAUCAGUUUCUGUGCAAGAAAAGAGUGAUACUUCUCUAUUGCCUAGACGAUGGACUAAUCGAAAGCACAGGCCAGUCACUCGGUUGCAGUUCGACCCUAGCACCAGAUCCUACGAAUCUGCUCAAAGGGGAGGUGUUAGCGGGACAUAGACUAGAUUAAAGCAUGCUCAAUUCACGAUUGCUUUGGUGCACGCUGAUUGGCUAAUUCUUAUCCAAUCAGCACUAGUCGAUAGUUGGAGAACACUCUAGAAUCUUCUCAUGUAGAAAACUAUAAAUAUACUGACGUUUUCUCUAUUGUGCUUCUGACUUCCAUCUAACCUUGUUAUUUGGAAUAUAAUCUCUUCCUGUUC
Molecule: messenger RNA, 2532 nt
Organism: Schistosoma haematobium
Lineage: Eukaryota; Metazoa; Platyhelminthes; Trematoda; Strigeidida; Schistosomatidae
Exons: 1
Coding region: 1553-2332 (259 amino acids)
Source: RefSeq, a predicted model, not a curated record